This is a messenger RNA of Chrysochloris asiatica (Cape golden mole), 1768 nucleotides long. RefSeq names its product t-complex 11, testis-specific-like 1 (gene TCP11L1). Bases 25 to 1548 code for a protein of 507 amino acids. NCBI's taxonomy places the organism in Eukaryota, Metazoa, Chordata, Mammalia, Afrosoricida, Chrysochloridae. The record is from RefSeq and is a predicted model, not a curated record. Gene Ontology annotation, biological process: signal transduction. The transcript is spliced from 9 exons.
GAAAGUGAAUAAAAUUAAUUGAGAAUGUCUGAAAACCUUGACAAGUCUAACAUAAAUGAAGCAGGAAAAUCAGAUGAUUCCAAGCAAGGCCUUGAAGAUGCUGUGGAUGGGUCUGAUGAAGCUUUACAGAAAAGAAUAAAUUCGGGCUCUCCUAGUCCCCAAAGAUUGCAAAGACCUCACUCCAGUCCUCCUCGAUUUGUGACUGUAGAAGAGCUCUUGGAGACAGCAAAAGGAGUCACUAACAUGGCUUUAGCCCAUGAAAUCGUAGUAAAUGGAGACUUUCGGAUUAAGCCAGUGGAACUACCCGAAGACAGCUUGGAGAAGAGAGUAAAAGAAAUUGUACAUAAAGCCUUUUGGGAUUGUUUGAGUGUCCAGCUCAGUGAAGACCCUCCCACAUAUGACCAUGCCAUCAAACUGGUAGGAGAGAUUAAAGAGACGCUCUUAUCUUUCUUGCUGCCUGGUCACACUAGACUGAGAAACCAGAUAACAGAAGUCUUGGACCUGGACCUGAUCAAGCAGGAAGCCGAGAACGGGGCCCUGGACAUUUCCAAGCUGGCAGAAUUCAUUAUUGGCAUGAUGGGGACACUUUGUGCACCUGCUCGAGAUGAGGAAGUUAAGAAACUGAAGGACAUUAAGGAAAUAGUGCCUCUUUUCAGGGCCAUCUUUACUGUGUUAGACCUGAUGAAAGUGGACAUGGCCAACUUCGCGGUCAGUAGCAUUAGGCCGCAUCUCAUGCAGCAGUCAGUUGAAUAUGAAAGGAAGAAAUUUCAAGAACUUUUGGAAAAGCAGCCAAAUUCCUUGGACUUUGUCACCCAGUGGCUAGAAGAAGCAUCAGCUGACCUUAUGAAUCAGAAGUAUAAAAAUUCCCUGCCAGCUGAGGAUGGGGCUGCUGGCUCUCAGAACACUGUCAUGCCAAGUCGUAUUGCUGUCCAGAAUUAUGCAUACCUGAAGCUUCUGAAAUGGGACCACCUCCAGAGACCUUUCCCUGAAACAGUUUUGAUGGACCAGUCUCGCUUCCAAGAGCUCCAGCUCCAGUUGGAGCAGCUUACUGUACUGGGGGCUGUGUUGCUGGUCACGUUCAGCAUGACAGGCCCAGGAAUUUUCAGUCAGGCCGACUUUGCUGAGAAACUCAAGAUGCUGGUCAAGAUUCUGCUGAUAGAUAUGCAUCUGCCCUCCUUCCAUCUGAAGGACGCCCUGACAGCCAUUGGGGAGAAAGUCUGUGUGGAGGUGAGCAGCUGCCUCGCCCUGUGUGGCUUCACCCCCUUCACCACAGACAAGGAGACGGUGCUCAUGGGCCAGAUCCAGGCGGUGGCCAGUUCCGACAACCCCAUUCGCAGGAUCAUGGAUUCUCGAAUCCUGACCUUCUUAGAAACCUACCUUGCCUCAGGUCAUCAGAAGCCAUUUCCCACAGUACCUGGUGGAUUGGGCCUGGUUCAGAAAGAGCUGGAGGAAGUCGCUAUUAAAUUUGUUCGCCUGGUCAAUUAUAACAAGAUGGUCUUCAGUCCCUACUAUGAUGCAAUCCUCAGUAAGAGCCUCGUCAAAUCCUAACCUGUAUGCUCCUUACAGCCGUAUUACUAACUUGACUUAGGAUACCUGUUCCCAACUAUAGUGUUGCUUUGGAAAAUGCCUACUUAGACAUUUCUAUUUAACUGCACUGAUUCCGAAGGGAAGCAUAGUGUGUAUUACUGUUGAAAUAUGCACUGAAUUCUGUAACGUGGGGUUGCAUUUAUGAGUGCAAGUUUACAAAUCAAAGAGGCUUUUUGUUAUC